AAAAAAUAUAAAAAGACCCUAAAAUUUUCAACUGUUUCAUUGACUUUUUACAGACAAAAAGAGAUCUCGUAGGUUUUUCAUAAUUUCUAGAAUAUCCAUGACUUGCAUUUCAACUGAUUUGAGUCUUUUUAAUUUCAAUAGCAGAGGAGUGGCUACAGAUUUCCAGUUGGGAAGGCAAGGUUGUAAAUUUAUAGAAUUUAUUUCUAUUGAGUGACCCACUGCAUCAUAGUUGGGGUUACUGAGGGGAGAAGAAAUUUUUUGAAAUACUGUAAAAUGUACUCCAAAUUUAGAGCUACUGCAUAAAAAUUGCAUCAAAAAAGAUGAAUAUAUAAUUGCGUAUAAAAAUGAAACAACCAUGUCUAGUUUACAGUGGUCACAUUUUGUAUUUGAACCAAUUGACUAUGCAGAUGAACCUGUGAAUUUAUCAACGGGCCACCGACUAAUUUACAUAGUAUGAAAUUAAGAAAUUAAGAAAAACAUUUUUGCGCUACGCCUUAAUGUGAAGUUUUAGCCAUAUGACAUUAUUAUAUGCAGUUACAGAGUAGCUAGUUCUCUGUUUCAUUUCCAUUAAUAAUACUGCAUAGAUAGAUCUGUACCAAGAUUUGGCUAGGAUCAAUUCUUAAACAGAUUUCUAACAGUUAGAUAACUUCGAAAUCACUUAGGUAAAAUAUUUCUGUUAUAAAUUAUUCAACACAAAAAUAAUUUAUCUUAGGGACAUACAUUGGUCGAUGUGAUAAACCUCUUCUGAAAUUGACAAAAUAGACAUAGUGCAAAUGUUUAUUAGCACAUUGGAGGAAGAUUGGAAUAAAAAAUAGACGACGUCAUUUUAUAUUUCUAAACCUGAAAAAAGAUUAGAAAGGUGGACUAAAACUUUAGACGGUUACAAACGUUUUGAUGUGUAAAAAAAGGCAUACACAUGGUUGAUAAGAAUAUUUAAGGAAGAAAAAAAAAUUUUUUUAACUUUUUUGUGAGCACCUGGUAAACAUCACCAUAACAACAGAUUGUUUUUUUGACUACCCACAAGCUAACUGAAAAUGAUAAAAAGUCACUAAAUUUGAACUCCUAAGACAACUUAUUACAAAAGGAUUGAAAGGGAGAGGGGACUUCAUUAGCACCCUCUCCCCCGACCUGUGUAGUGUUCAACAUCUGAACUAUUUCAAAUUAUUCUAAAAAAUAAAUUCUAUACAGUAGACACACUCAAAAAAGUCUUUGGACAGAUUUUUUGUUCUUAGAUUUAAUUUAUUCUGUAGCGUUUUAGAAGAUUAAACUAAACGAUACAAUAAUACAAAAACUGUGUCUGUUUGUCUGUAACAGGCGAAGUUGAUUAAACUUUAAAAACUAUAUUCUGUAUUUUACAAAACCUUGUCCACAUUUUUGAUUGGUUAGAAAAAAAUCAUGUGAUAAAAUUAAGUGAUUUGAUUAGAUGGAGAUUAUUAAUAAUAAGGAAAAGUAACAGAUGUUUUUUCCUCAAUUUAAUCCAUGCAAAUUGUUGCCUUUUAAGGUGGGUCUUAUAUGUUUUGCCUACUCACUAUGUCAACUUCCUCCUAAAUGGAUUACUCAGAGUGGAAAUAACAAAACAGUUUGAUUGGCUAGCUUGACUAGUGAAAUAAACCACUUUGAUUGGUGGAAAAUUUAGACAUCCAAUUAAAAUGAUGCAUUGAACUAAAACUUUUUAUAUAUAAAUCAAAACAAAACAGGUUUGUAAAUAAUGGAAUGUGCACACAAAAACAACAGUACAACUUUAUUAAAAAGUAAAUUAACUUUGAUAGAAAGAAAUGUUAAUAUAUAGAUGCUAUUAAAUUUACAAUUGUUAUUUAUAAUUGUCAAUUAGACUCACUUGGAAACCCAAAGACGCGCAAUUACUGUAGGUAAUUACAACAAAAACCCAAGGCGAGAUAAAGAGGUUUUAACAUCACGUUUCAUUUAUUAAAAGCCUUCCGCCAGUAUUCAGGUUGUAAAUGACAAAAAUAAUGUGGUUACCAAUUUGUCUCGUUUGUUUCCUACAAGUUACUUUUACAAAGACAACACAUCCAGAUUGGAAAUGUUAUUUCGCUGACGAUUGGAAAUAUAUUAACCUUGUGGUUGAAAUUGAUAAAAUAAAAAGUAACGUGUCAGACACAGAUGACCUCACACUUCAAUUCAGGGAUUAUGCUAGUGUUCCAUACAUAAAUGGCACAAGGUGCAGUUCUCAAAUUACAAAUACACACUACCAACUUGACUGUUCAAUCCAAGAAACUGCCAAUUUAGCAAGAGAAUUUGAGUCACCACUCUUUCGUGUCAUAAACAAACAGAAUAUUGAGGUAUGGCACAGUGACAAUCGACUGAAUUUAAAUAGUGAGUUGUGUAAAUGCAAAAACUGUCACAGGAUAAAGGAUUUUCGCAUUGUAGAAUUGGAUGAGACAAUAAUCAAAAUCGCAUGGAGAAAAUCUACGUGGGAUGAAGAUUUUGUAUAUAACGUAACUGUGACAAACUUAAAAAACGAAAGUCAAAUCAUUCGUGUACCUGUUAAGGGGUCUUCCAAUAAAUACAAGAAGACAAUUUUUAAUUUGUUACCAUGUACAGCAUACAAAAUAUGUCUUGAACCAGAUGACGAUAACACAAAAAACGCACGUCAAUGUGUUCAAAACAGCACCCUGUGUGGCACGGUGAUAUUGGAUAAUAUAAAUAACAUGACUAUAGAGGUGAAAAUGACCUUAGCAACAUUGGCAGGAUUGAUUGUUGCAUCUCUUAGUAUUAUUAUCUUCUUAAAAUGCAAAGUCCAACAUAAAACAAACAUGAAAGUUGUUUUACCCAGAAAGGAACUUGAAAAUACAAAUGAUUGUAUUGUGUCGCAAAGCGAAUUGCUAGAACAUACGUUUGAUCAUGAUUAUGAAGAAGUUUCAAAGCACUAUCAAGAAAUACAUAAAAGCAAAGAACUUGUAAUUGAUGAUGACAUAGAUGAAGUUUUUGUUGAUACAAACGAUGAUUAUGUGUAUGCUUCAAAUGUAAGUGAAGUGGACUGGUAUUCCGAUACGUACACAGAUGACUACACCAUGGAUGAAACAUACAGUGCAGAAAGAAUCAAAAGUUUCCCGUGAAAAGUUUAAAACAAUACUAUUAUUUAUUCCGCAGUAGAAAAUGGGGCUCGUAUUGCAUAGUUUUACGUAAACAAGACAAGUUGCUACUGUUGUCAAAAAUAAGGCUUCUUUAGUGGCACAUGCCAGACGUUGAAAUACUUUGUUUUCUUUCUUAAACAUAUAUUUAUGUAUAUAUUUUAACUUUCUAAUUAGUUGUCUAGUUUUAAUGCAUACUUUUGAUAAAAAGUUAACCUCCAAUUA
This is a messenger RNA of Hydractinia symbiolongicarpus, 3317 nucleotides long. RefSeq lists its product as uncharacterized. Bases 1959 to 3077 code for a protein of 372 amino acids. The record is from RefSeq and is a predicted model, not a curated record. The transcript is spliced from 2 exons. Lineage: Eukaryota; Metazoa; Cnidaria; Hydrozoa; Anthoathecata; Hydractiniidae.